AUGGAUCCACAAGUGCCACCUGCCACACCCAAAAAGAGAAGGAGAGGCGUGGAAUUGGAAAACAUCAUUAAAGCUCUUGAUGUUAAACCCAAGGAUUACGAGGCUGCGUGGAACAACUUGAAGGCUCGCCUGACAGAAGCUUAUACCCCAGGCCAUGCACCAACACUUGCUCCAGCAUCCCUUGGAAGCAUCGACAAAGCCCUCAAACUCUUCGGUCUACGCGAGGUCAACACAGCCUUGUUUACAGAUGUAAAGGUUUUCCCAAUACCUCCACACCUCGAGGCAGGCAUUGCCAGGAUACACGCUGUGACGAACGGUGGCAGUGAAAAUGAAGCCUUCUCCCGCACUAUCCUGGAUCAAAUUCUGAUCAGUAGUUUGUACGAAGAAAGCAAGCAGUUCAAGGAUGACGAAGAUACUAGCAACCCUUCUCAUGCACACCCGUCGUCUACUUCCGAUACCAAUACCCAAGAUACGACCAGGCAGGAAGAUCCGGCCGAGCUGGAGCUGCUCCACGAAAUGCCUUUCUCGAAACUAGUUACAUAUGAAGGACAGACCAGGCUCCUUACAAGAUCUGCAGACUAUAGCAUCUGGUAUGACAAUGCAAGCAAAAAAACUCUGGCGACGAAUCCCUUAUUUGUAGAAGCUAAGCGGCGGUACCAAACCGAUGCUUCCUUGCCACAACUAGUGGCCUAUAUGGGGAUAGUUCACGCUACACGUACAGAGGAGUCAAAGCAAAAUUGUGUGGUGUAUGGCAUUGCAUCGGAUGGGAGGGACUUCCGCUUCUGCCGGAUCAAUAACGACGGCGGCUUUGUUAGCACCAGGCUUCUACAGUGGGUAUGGGACAAGGACAAAAUAUACUCGAUCAUGCGCUCCCUUAUCCGAGCAGCAGCCCUUUCGUCACCAAGUACGACUCCGAUCAAGGACCCAAUGCGGAGGAAAAUAAUCCUUGCAUCAUUCGGUAGCCCCCAACAUUCCCAGAAGAUCGACUUCGGUUUGGAGGAAUUUGAGGUUUUUGAAGCAGAUGACGAGGAAUGUGACUUUAUCAAGAUUUGAUAGAUAAGCCUGCUGUGUCUCAUAUGCUUGCACAGUCUAGUUUCGGAGGGGGGAUGGCCCUCUGAUCCAAGGAAUGGUCAUUGCAAUUCAGUGUCAUGAUCCUUCUUUUUUUUUCCCUUCUCUCCUUUCUUUCUAAUUGUCACAAGGAUAUCAAAGGAACGGGUAUUACAACAAAAGAAUACCGAUAGAGUUAGGGGU
Amorphotheca resinae ATCC 22711 is the source of this 1251-nucleotide messenger RNA. RefSeq lists its product as hypothetical. The record is from RefSeq and is a predicted model, not a curated record. Lineage: Eukaryota; Fungi; Ascomycota; Leotiomycetes; Helotiales; Amorphothecaceae. The coding region runs from base 1 to 1053 and encodes 350 amino acids. The transcript has 2 exons.